Messenger RNA from Nilaparvata lugens (brown planthopper), 4345 nucleotides. Its product is annotated as serine/threonine-protein kinase 11-interacting protein. Gene Ontology annotation, cellular component: cytoplasm. Bases 317 to 4246 code for a protein of 1309 amino acids. The transcript has 22 exons. Gene Ontology annotation, molecular function: protein binding. The record is from RefSeq and is a predicted model, not a curated record. Lineage: Eukaryota; Metazoa; Arthropoda; Insecta; Hemiptera; Delphacidae.
UCGAAAUGGUGUACUCAUAACAGCUGUACUCAGAUUCAUGAUGUCACAAGUCACACUCACUCUCACAAUAAGAAUAAAUUUUGUCAUCACUCUUUCAAUACAAUAAUAAUAAUUUCAGCCAGUUUAGUUUAGAAGUAAAUACAGUAGUUUUUAAUUUUGUAAGAUUUCCAUUGGAGUAACUUUGCUGGAUCAAAUGUUCAUUCGAAAAACUGAUUCAAACAAUCAGAAAUUGGGUUAUAUUUUUGUUUUUUUAAAUUGUAUUUUACCCAAGACAUAACCUAAGUCAACGUCAUAGAACAACUAUCAAACUUUUACUAUGGAAAGCCCCGGCUUGGAUGAUGUGGUUCUCGACAAGCUAGUCGAUUUGCUAGAAGAUGGCGGGCUAAAAAUAUUCAGAGGCGAGACAAAACUGACGCUACCAGUAUGCGUGUUGCAGCGCAUCAACGCGGCACUCCACCAGACCGAUUCCAGCUCAGAACCGAUCAAAGAACGUCUCCAGUUCCUCCAGGAAUUCGUCAGCAGAACGCCCAAGCUGAAAGUGACCCGUUCAAAGGGACUGACAGCCACAGUUGACAUCACGAGAUUCGUGAAUGUCCGUUACUUGGAAAUGGAGCAGAUUCCGAUACAUUUGGUGAAAGGUCUGCAGGCAUUAAGACCCCAACUGGAGGCUCUGGUUUGUCACGGAUGUUCGGCCGGAUAUGAGGGCCAUUCAGCCACAGAUGAGGCGAAUUCUUCGGACAGUCUGUUUCAGUGGAACGGCGGCGGAUUUCAGUGUUUGGUUGAGGAUAGUGGAUCAAACUCACUCGACAUUGAAGAAGUACCGGUAUGGGAAGACCUCCGCACGGUGAGCUUCAGCAACAACGACAUGGAAGUGGUGAGUCCCCGCAUGUUCCGAGGCACGCCCUGGCUGCAGUACCUUGAUCUCAGCAACAACCGCAUUACUAGCAAAUGGUGCCUUGAAUCUCUCGACCAUCUCCGACACGUCAAUCUCAGCUACAACCAUCUGGAAUCUCUGCCGGCACUCAGUGAGGUGGCUAGUCGGAGGCUGGAUGUUCUAAUACUAAGGAACAAUCUCAUCGACGAUCUUGCAGAAAUCUGGCUCUACAAAAAUCUGAGAAGGCUGGAUGUGUCGCAUAAUCUCCUAGACAAUUUUAGAACUUUCGCAGCUCUUAGAGAACUGGAAAAUCUCUGCCAACUUGAUCUGGAAGGAAAUCCAGUUAGUUACGCCAAGAGCUAUCGUCUACAAACUUGCUCGCAUCUAAUUCGCAAUGAAUUCACAUCAAAGCUGCUGUUAGAUGGCAAACCAUUAAAUACGAAAGAAAAAGAAAUGCUGGGAGAGAUAGUAAAAUAUGGUGGACUUCCAAUAAGAUCUAGAACGCCUAGAAGACCCCCAACGUCUUCAGAAGAGCUUAUCAAUGGAGAUUCAAGCACGGGAAGUCCAAGUCGUAGACUGAGCGAGCGUGGUGGUGUUUCGAGAUCUGUCUCCAGUAAAAAAACGCCGAAAGUUCGAGUGGCUGUAAUCCAAGAUGCCGAUUCAGUUGAAACAGAGGAACGCCAGAUGAGGAUCCAAAACAAGACCAGAACUGAGAAUCAAGCAGAAAAGCAAUCAGGAAGCUUCAAUAUUGAAGAAUAUCGUCAAGGUUUUCGGAGUUUUGUACAGCAAAUGGCAGAAAACGAAGAAACUCUGCAGUCUAUUUACGGGACGUCCAUCCAAGGCCUUCAUAAUACACCGAUAACUGUUACGGCAGAAAUUGCUUCAGGCUCACCUUUCAAUAUUGAGCAAGCUCUCCUGAACACAACAGCCGGCUCCGAUCUCUUCUACUCGCCGGCUGUGGGCUCGGCCGCCGACCAGUCGAGCAAGGACUUUGGCCAGUGCGUGUCCCCCAUGGACACCACCUACGAGAGCACCACAGACGAACCGGCCACCGCCAACCCCACCAAACUCAGACUGGACACCUCGGAAAGCGCCUCAUCCGACAGAACCGUCAGGCAGGAGGCGAGUAGUGAUGGCGAAGAAAAACCGGCAUCAGUUGAAGAUUCGGAUGAAGAAAAAGAAGAGGACCAUGAGAAUAAUCUUCUGUGGCUUGUACAAAAGGUCGCAUCAGAUGGCAAGAAGGACGAGAUAUUUUUGAUGCUCACAGAAAGAGAACUGAAAGAGAAGGGCACAGAAUCAGGCCGCGUAUUGGUCAAAUGGGCUCUAUCCACAGUACUAAGCUGUGUUAAGACAUCAUCCGAACCACCAACUAUUCAACUAACAUUCGACACUAUCAGAAGGAAUUGUACUGAACGCUCCUACGAAAUGGAACCUAAUGAUGCUCAGAUUUUAUUGCAAAGAAUUGGAAAGGUAUUGGAAUCACGACCUCUCAAGGAAAUGAACCAACUCGUAUUUAGGUGUAUGAAAUGCUCAGCAGUAUUCUCCCAAGAAUUAAAAGCAACUAUUCAUAAAGACAACUCUCGUCGCUGUCAAACAUGUGGCAGCAAUCUUGUGAUUCAAGUUGAUGACGACGAGCACCUACCGUCACAGGGAAAAAGCCCGUCAGAAACUGGAAUCGAACCCAAACUCAGCACAUCUCCGUCCCAGUGUAGCAUAGCGAGUGAAGGCGAAGGCGUGGUUUCAGUGGCCUUUCUAGCUGAGGUUCACAUGACUAACACCAGUCAGCAUGAGGAUAACGAUAGCUCCUAUUCUGCAUGGUCAGCAGCUUCUUUGGACCGCAGCAGUAGGGAGUCCCCGGCCGGGGGACCGAGCAGUACAAAUGCUGAGAAAGAAGGAAGUCACGGAACGAGUGACAUUGAAGUUAUAAGCAACCCAAGUCAGAGCAGCAUUGAAAUACUCGAAGUGCAAGCAAGGUUGAAUGCGAUUGGCGGAGCAUCGACGACGCCGAUAAGGAAACGAUCGAGUGAAGAGAGACAGGCAAUCGCCGCUGUGCCGCAAUUGGUCACCGUUCCAGAGGUGCAAAAUGUCGGCACAGGUCUCACUGAAAGCAGCUCGUCAGGUUCACUAACCGACAGCAUAUGUACAACAUACGAGAACCACGCACCGCUAUCGCGUCGUCUACCCUCUCAGUCGUCAGUAGGGGGUGGCGGGGGGCCAGGGGGGAUGGCCCCCACCCUCACCGAGGAGACCAGCGCCGAGAACUCGCCUAGCACGGCCGCCGCCCCCGACUCAACCGCCCCCCUGCUCUGCCCGCAACCGCCUCCGUCCAAUGACAAUGAACCGCUCAAAAGUUUCCACAGUCUUCCAAACACCAAUUAUGCCUCUAUUUUGGAAGAUUUACUGCAAAAUGUCAGCUCCAAGUUGGAAGAACCAAAGCAGUUGGAUGCAGCUCCGACUGACGACACAGUGCAAUACUCCUACGAUUGUCUAACCAAUGUCGACCAUCGUAUCAAAUUUUUCAUGUAUCAAAGCCUUUUCAAAGAAGAGAAUGAGGACCUUCUACUUUUAAUCAGGGUGACUAUUUGUGAUGAAAAGGGACAAAGGUAUCCGGGUUGUUUCGUGCUAUCAAAUUGCAAUUGUUUCAUCCUGAAGGUUGUUGGCAAAGAGGCUGGGGAUGAUGCUAGUGAAUUCUUGCAAAAAGAAUGCACGUUUAGCAAUUCGAAAUUGAGCAAAGUACAGUCACUUCCCUGGUUUCAAGGUGCAUCGGUAACGUUCCAGGAUAGCUGGUAUCUUCUUCUAACACACGAUGUGUCCAGGACAAAAUCGUUUCUCAAAGCUGUCAAUGACGCUCGGCCAUGUUUACCGGAGCAGUGCGUGAUCGACAGCAGUGAGAGGUCAGCAGGCGGCUCAUGGGAGGACAGCAACGGCAAGAUGGCGCUGGCCAUUCAACAGCAGCUGCUGACAGCUCCCUCCAUGCAGGGCGAGGGCGACUUGGACGCAGUUGUGCGACACAUGUCGCUGCCUGUCUCUGUCGCAAUCAGUCGCGAUAAAGCGCCGACUGAAACAAUAUCGUUGGCUUCGUUUGGAGUGACGGCUUCGAAUAUUUUCCUGCUGGAGCCAGAGGUGAGCUGGAUGCUGGCUUCCACCGAUGUUCAGCCCACGUUGCAUAGGACGCAACUCAUGAGCAACCUGGUUGAUGUUGAGAAAUCUGGCACUUCUCUGGAGCUACAUUUCUUGGACGAGAAUGAAGGUGUUGAAGAAGUUUGGAAACUCUCCUAUCUGACCACCGAAGCCGUCAGCAAUAUCUUAGAGGCAAUAAAAAGUCCGUGGGAAACGUUGUUCUCAGUUCCCUUGCAAAUAACCAAUGGAUAGAACCGAUACCAGAUAUUAAAGGAGAAACUAUAUGGCAAUAAUUUUAUUCUGUUGAACUCGAUAAGUUGUUUGUAAAUAAAUAUGCUUUAUUCUUGUAAA